AACAGUAGGCGUCUUUUCUUUUUGAAUCACAAUGUUUUGAAAUAAAGUUGUUCGAAAAUUUGUAGUGAGUGUUCAGUGACUCCAAAGAUUUCCCAGCCCCAACCCCUUUUGGCCAUGGAUUACGACUUCCUUACUCCGCCGCCAGAGGAACGGAUCAUUCGCAGCCACAAUCUGAGCGAGGAACAGGUCAAGGAUCUGCAGAUUGCCUUUGCCAUAUUUGACGACCAAGACACCAAGGUUAUUCCCAUAACAAAUCUCAGGGCACUAAUGCUAACUGUGGCCCACAAUCCCAGUGAUGGAGAAUUGCAGGACAUUUAUGUCGAGAUCGAUGCUGAUGGUACCGGUGAGUUAUAUCUCAGCGAUUUUCUUUACAUAAUGUCCCAGAGAUACGCAAACAUGUCCACCGAGGAUGAGAUUAUAGCCGCAUUCAGAGUAUUUGACAAACAAGGAACCGGUCUCAUAUCUGAAACGGAGUUUCGUCACAUAAUGCAGAACAUGGGGGAGCAAUUGACGGAUGAUGAGCUGGAGGAGAUCAUCCGGGAUGCAAAUUCUGAUCUGGAAGGCAAUAUUGACUAUGUGCGAUUUGUCAAAAUGAUGUCCAGCACAUAAGGAAAAA
Molecule: messenger RNA, 616 nt
Organism: Drosophila santomea
Lineage: Eukaryota; Metazoa; Arthropoda; Insecta; Diptera; Drosophilidae
Product: calmodulin
Exons: 1
Coding region: 115-609 (164 amino acids)
Cellular component (GO): myosin II complex
Molecular function (GO): calcium ion binding
Source: RefSeq, a predicted model, not a curated record